AAUGCCUUUCGACAGUCGUAAAGCAACGCGCGCACAUCCGGAGGAAGGUUAAAUUGACGCCAGCAAAACACGGUCGGCCAGCGCGAUGCCUUUCGUGGACCUCCAGUCGCGUCUGGGCGUGGACGUGGACCGCUGGCUGCUGCUGCAGAGCGGCCCGCAGCCCAGGCGGCGGGCGGCGCGCUGCCACGCCUUCGAGAAGGACUGGAUCGACUGCGCCCACGGCAUCGGGCAGACGCGCGCCAAGCGAGAGUGCCGCCUGGAGUUUGAGGACUUCUACGAGUGCAUGCACAGGCAGAAAAUGCACCAGCGUUUGCACGCCAUCAGCCAGCAGCGCAACAAGAUGAUGAAGGAGGGCACAUACACGCCGCCCGUCUGCCACACGGGCCAGGGCGAACGCUCCGAGCCGUGAACGCCGCUCGCCCCGUCGCCCGCUCCCUCAUUUGUCGUCGUGUACGCUAAAAAUCUUCCUCUGUCGGUUAAUAAAAAGAAAAAAGCCAUUGCUUAGA
Molecule: messenger RNA, 506 nt
Organism: Phycodurus eques (leafy seadragon)
Lineage: Eukaryota; Metazoa; Chordata; Actinopteri; Syngnathiformes; Syngnathidae
Gene: ndufs5
Product: NADH:ubiquinone oxidoreductase subunit S5
Exons: 3
Coding region: 86-409 (107 amino acids)
Biological process (GO): mitochondrial respiratory chain complex I assembly
Source: RefSeq, a predicted model, not a curated record